This is a messenger RNA of Zophobas morio, 1559 nucleotides long. RefSeq lists its product as uncharacterized. The record is from RefSeq and is a predicted model, not a curated record. The transcript is spliced from 2 exons. Lineage: Eukaryota; Metazoa; Arthropoda; Insecta; Coleoptera; Tenebrionidae. The coding region runs from base 101 to 1507 and encodes 468 amino acids.
AAAUGUCCUUGUUAUAAGGAUGUAUAGAAUCAGAGUGGGGAAGUUAACUUAUAAAUAAAUUUAAAUCAAUUUUAGCUGUUUCAGUCAAUUUUAACAAAAGAUGGGUAUUUUUGUGAUACUAAUUUUAGGACUCGCCGCUUGCGUGAAAGGUGACGUUGGUUAUCGAUAUAAGGUGCCGGCUACAAGUUACGAUGUUCCGUUUGGUUCAGUUGGUAGUUUAACUAAUGACAGAAAAUAUUACCAUGUUGGGAAACAGAGUUUUUCCACCGGAAGUGUUGUCCCAGUAAACCCUUCUCAACAACUCCAAACACCGAUUCAUGAACACACCUCUUUCAUCGGAACUGGCAAUCUUCCGCAACAACAGGUGUCAUUGUCUGCCAGAGGUCAAGAGAACACGAAUUUAUUAAAUAAUUUACAUACUCCUGUACACACAGAAGGUAUUUCCACGUUCAAUAUUGCAGGAAGUUCUCUAAACCGAAAUGCUGGUGAUGUCGGUACGCACAAUGUGGCACUGGACUCCAAAUCAAACUUUGAAGGAGGAAAUUCGCACAGUGUACUAAUAAAUUCCAAAUCUCAGUUUGAAACAGGAAAUUCUCAAGAUGUAGUACUGAACUCCAAAUCCACCUUUGGUCAAAAUGUGGCGGUAGAUUCUCAGUCUAACUUUCAAGCCGGACAUUCUCAACAAGUAGAGCUACAAAGACAUCUAUAUUUCUACUCUGCUCCCGAAGAACCCGAAGAAGUUCGUCCAAGAAUAGUAGCACCUCCGGCUCCUGCGAAGAAAAAUGUCAAAGUUUUGUUCAUUAAAGCGCCUACAUUUAAUUCAGCUCCUGUUCAUAUUCCCGCUCUACCACAAAAUGAAGAGAAAACUCUUGUAUACGUGUUAGUGAAAAAACCAGAAGAAACUUCGAUAGUUCUGCCAACACCUGCACCAACGAAGCCAUCAAAACCGGAAGUUUACUUCAUUAAGUACAAAACACAAAAAGAGGCUCAAGAAGCAGUUUCCAACCUUCAGCAAGGUGGUGGCCAUGGUGGAGUUUCGGCAAUCAGCAGUGAUGAAUUCAAUGCCAAUUCUUUCUCCAAUAACGUUCUUUCGGCCGGUCAUCACAUUGAAUAUGAACCAAAUGUUGAGCUUAACCGAAAUAUUAACUUUGUUUCAAAAACUUCAUCAUCACUAAAUGAAAAUGGAGGAAUUGGUUCUGAAUCUCCCUUAGUAGUUUCCACACUGCCAACGCCUACUUCUUUUGGUGAAUCUGCUUUACACUUUACUAGUGGACACAGUGGACUGUCAAAUAUUGUCACACCAGGAUUUCCUCAUUCUAUGGGACAAACUCAUGGUGAACGAAUAUUCUCUUCUGACGGAAUUACAAAUUUUGAUGGUUCACUAAAUAGCAGAGUAAACGAAUUUCAGGGAUCGACAACUGUAGGUUCUUUGAACUUACCAACUGCUCCUACCAGAUUUGAUGGAGAGGUAAAAGUUCAUCAAGUAUAUGGUCCUCCCAGCAACUAAUGACAACUUUUUCUAUUUGCUCACUUUUUUAAUACAUGCUUUUUUAGUAAAA